GCCGUGUCUAUUGAGAAGUUAUUCAUUUCUCAUUUUACUAAACUUACCUCCUUGAUCAUGGGGCGAAACCUUGUUGCUGUUCUCUUUGGAGCUGUCCCUGUUUUGGGCCUAUCAUCUCUGGACACCUUUUACCCGCCCACUCUUAACGAAACUUCAUACAUCUCAAAUAGCUCAAUUGGAACCUACGGUGGAAUCUAUAAGGCUCCUACAACGGGUCCAACGGAUGGCUCUCCGUAUGGCACAUAUGACUAUUGCUCUAUGCCACACCCCCGCACUCAAGAGUACAAGUUGCCCGGCCCCAUUGCCAAUGGCUCUGUGAAGGGAAACCUUGUUUACCUCGAGUACAUUCAACGCCACCAGCGUCGCUCUCCUUACAACAUCCUUCCAGGUGGAGAGAAUCAACCUUAUGAAUGCGACAAUGUCCGGCCUUAUCUAUAUGCAGGCCCGAACAGUGAGAGUGGCAUCCAGCCGAUCCCUAUGUACGCUCAAACGUACCGGGACCCGACUAAUCCUUUCACGGCUGAGGUGAAUGGUACAUGCCAGUACCCCCAAAUCACUAUCGGCGGUGUUCAAGACGGCUAUCAGCAUGGCAAAGACCUCAUGAAUGUAUACGGCGAAAAGCUUGGUCUCAUUCCCAAGAAGCCAAAUAACCGCGUCUGGUUCCGGUCCAGUGAAUCUGCUCUAACUCAGGCCUCUGCUGGUGCCGUUCUCCGAGGCAUCUGGCCUAAAUACGACGGCGCUUUGCCUCUGCACCAAAUGGUUUCUUCCGUUGAUACUGUCAAUGCGGGCUAUUCCUGCGAUGCUAUCAGCUCUACUCUAAGCGAAAUUAAGUCCACAUCGGACUGGAAUGCGCAUUUGACUGUUACAGAGAAGUUGCGCUCCACCCUUGGCUCGAUGCUGGGUGCUACCUCAAGCUCGUGGCAAGAUACCUUUGACCACUUCUCUGAUAACUUCCAAGCCCGUCUGUGCAAUGGCUACGAGCUGCCAUGUAGUUUGAGUAAUUCGUCUGCAUGUGUGACCAGUGCCAUGGUCGAAGAGGUUUUCCGUGCUGGAGACUGGGAAUGGAACUACUAUUGGCGUACGAACCCAUACGUCGUCAAAUACAUCCAGGUCGUCGAGGGUCUUUUCAUCGGGGAGAUUCUUGCCCGCCUCCAGGCAGUACAGAAUGGAACCUCGUCUCUCGAUUACAGCCACGUCUUUGUUCAUGAUGGUGACAUUGGCCCAAUAUUGGGAUCGCUGGGUAUCAACGCUCUCCGCUGGCCUGCUAUGGCAUCUAAUAUCGCUUUCGAAAUCUGGAAAACUGAUGACGAGAGAGAUUCAUUUUAUGCCCGUGUUUUAUACAGUGGGCAGCCUGUGCAGACUAUUCAUGGAGAACUGGACUGGAUCAAUCUCUCAGAUUUGAUUCAAAUCAUGAGUCCAUACGUGCCUAACGAUAUUCAAUCACUAUGUGGGUAG
Messenger RNA from Penicillium taxi, 1455 nucleotides. RefSeq lists its product as uncharacterized. Gene Ontology annotation, molecular function: phosphatase activity. Gene Ontology annotation, biological process: dephosphorylation. NCBI's taxonomy places the organism in Eukaryota, Fungi, Ascomycota, Eurotiomycetes, Eurotiales, Aspergillaceae. The annotation marks the transcript as partial. The transcript is spliced from 3 exons. The record is from RefSeq and is a predicted model, not a curated record.